AUGGAUUCCUACGAUCAUUUACCGAACAUUAACCCACAGCAACAAGCCGUAUACUCAGAAAGCAGUUCCGCGCUUGGUAAUUCGGGCUUAAUCCAACAGUCAUCUCCACAUGGAGUAGGAAAUUACGGGGCACAACAAUUGGCAGCUGGAAAUAACGUCAUAGGGCAAUACUUGUACCAAGAUAGACAAGGCCUACAAUCCGUAACCGGCGCAUCAAUACCUCCACUAUCAUCUUUUGAGAAGGUCGUAUUUAAUACAGCUGGAUUGAAUCCAGGUAACUUGGGAGCUCUGACUUCACAGAGUGGUGGCAACAAUAUGGGAAUAGAUCUAUUUCAACAAGGCAUGCAACGAAUGCCACAAAAUGUUAGCCGUAUGAGCAAUCUCAGAUCAUUACAACAGUCGCAGGGUCAUAAACGUCAUCACAGCGGUGCAUCAGUCAACCAAUCUCUCCAUCACCACCAUAAUCACGAUUCUCACUCUCGAUCUUCAAUUUCUAAACCUUAUGAACCCGCACCUGAUCUUACUCCUGUUCAGAAGCAAUACUUAGAUCAAUAUGUGCGCCGAGAUAUGUUAUAUCAAAAAGCGCUUGAUCUUCAGCAUAAGAGACAUUUUGCAUUGAGAAGCGAGAAAUGGAAAGAAAUGGAAAUCGCCCACGCCGAGCUUAGACAGCCUAGGAACUUUCUUGCUAUGUUUGGUGAGGGUUAUAAUGGAUAUGGGAACAGUAUAACAGGGACCAGGUUCAGGAUUGUUUAUCCACACGAGAGAAAGCGACCAAGAAGGACUCGUGAGUUUAGAUUCACGCUUGACCAAAUGAGCGAUUUAGCACAAAAGGAUAUCGCCCUUGUUCCAAUACGACUGGAGAUUGAUUCAGAUGGACAUAAAUUACGUGAUACCUUCACAUGGAAUCUCUAUGAAAGUUUAAUAAGUCCAGAGCACUUUGCGGAGAUACUUUGCGACGAUAUGCAUUUUCCACCAGCUUCAUUUGUGCAUCAAAUAGCAAAGCAAAUGCGAGAUCAAUUACAAGGAUACUAUUUGCAUCCUGCAACCGCGCCGCCAUCAACGGCUGGGAAAGGAACUAAUCUACUUUUUGGACUACCUGGCGUGGAUCCGCCGGCUAGUGUAAAAAGUGAGCAGAUAGACGUUGACUUGCAGUCAAGUAACGUUGCAGAUAAUUUGAAGGAAGACGCUAAUGCAUCCUCACUCGAGGAACUGAGAAUACUGAUUAAGAUUGACAUAACUGUUGGAAAUAUAUCACUUGUUGACCAAUUUGAAUGGGACAUUAAUAAUCAAAAGAAUGAUCCCGAGUUAUUUGCUGAAAUUCUUACCACAGAACUGGGGCUAAGCGGUGAAUUCAAAACCGCAAUCGCUCAUUCCAUACGAGAGCAAGUACAAAUAUACGUUAAAUCAUUGGUACUGGUCGCACAUCCGUUUGACGGUACACCAGUCAUUGACGACGACCUGAAACAAAGUUUCUUGCCGCCUGUGACAAAUAUAGUACGGAAAGAAGAUUCUGUUGAUGCACACACACCAGUGCUACGACGCCAGACCCGUGGCAGACGCGGCGUAAUUCUUCCUGACCGCGAAGCACCAAAAUGCCAUCGCACCCUUAUACAUAAUCUUACCUACGCCCCCGAUCCAGCCGACGAAACCAACAUUAUUGCAGUCACGGCCACCGGGUUUCCUCCAGUUUUACGUAAACUCAGCUCACUAGGCUACGAUAAUUAUUCAGCAAUUACUGAUAAGAGCGCAACACCCUCUUCACGACAACGCGCACGAGGUCGCCCGGGGACAGCGGCCACAAUUCUACGCGGUGCCACAGCAAUGCAAGCGACUGGUUCUAUGGAUUCUGACUCGGGUCGUCCAGGAUCUGCGGGGCCAAGUACUCCCUCGCGUGAUUCAAGAGAGGUAGUGAAGAAGCGUCGAGUUGAGUCAGGGCCACCAAACAAGGAAUUAGAGGAGUGGACAUGUGACAGCUGUGGCACAAAAGUAUCUUCUUCACGAAAAGGGCUUGGCAUUGAUAAGAAUUUGUGCAAUGCCUGCGAUGCUCGCGACGAAAGCCCAACUCCCGUGAUAUCAUCACCAGGUGUCUCAUCAAGCAAUAACAACACAAGUUCUGCGCCUACUCAACCUCGACCUUCGGCUAGCCUUACCGCACCGAAGCCAGCGACAGCAACAAAACUCACAGAAACGCCAAAAGCCAGCGUUAAACAGAAGGAGAGAUCAUCAUCCAGAAACGAUCACAAAAAAAUUAAACUAAAUGCUGGGAAACAAGGCAAAUCGGAGGCGAACAAAAAGUCUGCUAAAGUCAGAGUCUCCGCAUCUCCUACAAUAAAAAUUACAGCGCCAAAAGAGGCAGCAUCAUCUACGUCAAAGAACAACUCUAAUAAUGUACAGGAUGCAAAUUCUAUUGAUAAUCAUUCGACAACUGCACCACCAUCUGCACCACCAUCUGCACCACCAUCUGCACCACCAUCUGCACCACCAUCUGCACCGCCAUCUGCACCGCCAUCUGCACCACCAUCUGCACCACCAUCUGCGCCGCCAUCCGCACCACCACCUGCACCACCAUCCGCACCACCAUCCGGACCAUCCGGACCCUUGUCCGCAUCUACAUCUACUACCACACAGUCUUCGUUAACUUCGUCGAUGUCAACAAGCAGCACGAGACAAAUUGUGCUUCCUGAUUGGAUUAUCAGAGAACGUGACUUGUUGCAGACGCGGUAUCCAAAUGAUCGCUUUGAGAUAAUAGAGCGCCGAAAUGAGUUUUGCAUACGCUGUCACGACUGUCCGGGGAAGCUAUAUCGGACGGGACCAGAAUUUACUUUGAAUAAUUUAAAAAUACAUCUGCGGAAUAGGGAUCAUAGGAAUAAUGUUGAAAAGCGCCUUAACAGUGAUGGGGUGAUUGCACUGAAGAAUGCAAGGGAUGCCAUCGGUACCAAGAACUACGAAGAAGCCAUCAAACAAUGUGAAAAGGUAUUGCAAUACCAGGCAGAUAACUACAACGCAUUCGUGUUUCUCGGGGUGGCUCAAUUGAAUCUUAAUCAACCGGAUGAUUGUGAAAAAUCUUACCGGAAAGCAAUCGAAAUCAAUGACUCUCAAGUACUCGCAUGGCAGGGUCUCGUCAAAUUCUACGAAAAGCAAGAGAAUUGGAAUGCUCUCAAUGUCACUUUAACGGAACUGCUAGUGAGACAGAGUGAACGUAAAGAUGCCAAGCAGUCCUAUGAGACGGUAAACAAAUUGAUCGAAUUAAAUCAGAAUAAAAUCAAGGACAGAUUAGGGCUUGUCGCGGCGCUCAAAUAUCUGCUGCCAGAGAGUUCAUAUUAUGAUCUUAUCAAAGAUGUCGAGGGCUUCCCUAAAAUAUCAGACACGCUACAACGAAUUGCCGAUAUCUUAGAGACAGAAGAGUCUGAUUAUAUACGGCGCGAGAUUAACUCAAGACGAAAACGACUGGAUGCUCCACCACCUUCUAUUGUUCAAGCACAGGUUCAUACAGAGGUCUAUACAAAUUCAGAGCUCGAACAAAUAUACGAACGGCUUAUUCGUCUAGGUGAAGAGUCUGAAGUAUCAAUCAAUCUCAACAGCAUUAUAGAAAAAUAUUUGGAACAUCUUCAGAAGAAAAUAAAAGCAAUUCCUUUGGAUAAAAAAGUCGCCUUGCGAGACAAACUUCUGAAGGAAGUACAAAAGUCUGUGGAAAGAGAUUUCGGUUCUCCAUUACCAUACGAAAUACUUAUAGAAAAUACGGAUGCUCAGUAUUUAAGUGAUUAUGAUGAGUCUCUAUUGAAGAAGUAUGUCGACAAGUUUCCGAACACUGAGUACUCUAAGAUUGUCAGAGCAUUUUUACAUUACAAAGAAGAUUCUAUUGACGAAAGUCUGGAAGUUAGUGAAGGCUUUGACCAACAAGAUAGUGUCUUUGGUCAUUUAUUCUUCAGCUGGUUGUAUCAUGAUUCAAGCGAUUAUGAUUCAGCUCUUGAAUACGCGACGGCUGGAAGAGACUUAAUAUCUAAGAAUGCAAAGGCAACCGGAUUUCCUUUGGAGAGAACCCGACAAUCCUUCGAAUUAUGUAUAGCCAAUUGCUAUCUUAAUAUUGACACAAAAUAUCAUCCUGACGCUUUUGCUUUGUACCAAGACAUCCUAAAAACAGACAAUGACAAUAUCCAGGCUUUACAAGGUCUCGGGAAGGUGCUUUCCGCACAGAAGAAGUUCGAAGUCGCUAUAGAGACUUUUGAACGAAUCCUUAAACUAGAUCCAUCCAAUCACGAAGCCAAAAGUGAAAUAGGCUGGGUAUAUUUCGCAAAGGGAAGUUAUGAUGAAGCACAACGUCUUAUUUCUGAAGCUUUGGAGAUCUGUCCCCAAUGUGCGCUUUACCAUUACAGACUCGGGCGGAUUUACUGGUCAAUGGACGGAUCUUACAGAACGGAUAAGGCCUUUGCCUGCACGUCGUUCUUUCAAGCAGUUAACAAUGAUCAGAAUUUUGCCGACGCAUUUACGUACCUCGGACAUUACUAUCGAACCAUUGAAGAUAACAGCGCUCGAGCAAAAAAGUGUUAUCAGAAAGCCUUUUCCAUUGACCCGCAUAAUGAUGAGGCUGGUCUACAAUUAGGCACAUAUUAUGUCAAAGACGACCAAGCCGAUUUGGCCGAGCUUGUAUACCGGGAAGCGAUUCAAGCUAAUUCCAGGGCUGGGUGGGCGUGGAAACGUUUAGGAUUUGUUGAAUUGGCGAAAGGAAAUUAUCAGGAUGCUAUAACAGACUUCCAGAAAGCUAUUCGAACAGAUGUAAAAGAUGUUCUCUGUUGGGAGGGUCUUGCAGAGGCUUAUCAACGCGAGGGACGAUAUAUGGCCUCAAUAAAGGCUUUUGAUAAAGCAAGGGAUCUCGACCCUCACUCUUUGUUUUCUAAUUACCGGAUGGCAAAUGUAAAGCAAAAGCUUGGACUGUUCUCUCAAGCUAUCGAUCAAUAUAACCUCACGCUCUCCAUGGCGGUCGAAUUAGGUGACGCGGACCACUUACCUUCUUUAAAAGGACGCGGUGACAGUUACCUUUCAUUAGCAAAGGAGUAUUUCGUUACAGGAUUUUACGGUCGUGCUGCCGUUGCUACAAAUGACGGACUACACACAUUAUUACGUGCUAUAAAGGCAAAUCAGCAACUCCAGUCUCUUUGGAAGCUUAUAGCCGAUUUGUGCUCCCUCGUUAGAUGUUUUCCCAACUACCUACAUCUGAUAGACAUUCGCGUGGUGAAAGAUAUCGUUGAUAAAGUAGAUCCAACAAAAGUUGACGAGUCUCUUCAUCUUCCCAAGGGAUUAGAUUACCUUGGUUUGGAUAUUAUUCGUGGACUUGAAAGUAAAACUGUUGCCUCUUCUUGGGAUACUUUGCUAUGUUUCUUGACUUGUGCGUGCGUAGCCUACAAGUACGCAAUUUUUCUUAACGGCAAGGAUAGAGAAUCUGUUGGUGGCUAUUGGCAUGACCUCAGUAUUACAUAUUAUAAUAUACAUAAGACUCUUUUGGAGCAGCCUGAAGGAAAUGACGAACAGCUCUCCACAUGUUUGUCCAUGUGCAUACGAUGUAUAAAGAUUGCUUUAAAGUUUGAACCAGAAAACUCCAACUUUUGGAAUGCACUUGGUGUUGUAAGCCUGACGGCUAAUGCAAAAAUCAGUCAGCAUGCCUUCAUAAAGUCAAUCGAACACUCGCCAAAGAAUCCAGCCCCAUGGACGAAUCUUGGAUUCCUUUAUUUACUUCAUUCCGACUUGGAGCUUGCAAACCAAGCAUUCUUAAAGGCACGUUCUUUGGAUCCUGAUUGGGUCCAAGCUUGGGUCGGCCAAGCUUAUGUCGCAAAUCUGUGGGGAAACGAGGAAGCCGCAGAAUUGUUUGAACAUGCUUUCGAUAUCAGCGGAGGAGGCUAUGUGCCGGAAGCAGACUACGGCUUUGCAUCUAAAACAUUCAACGAAUGUCUCUCCAAUCCUGCGUUCUCCAGCUCGCUACUUGUUUCUCCAGUAUUUGCUCUAGAAAAAUUAAUCGAGCAAAAGCCAGAUGACGCAGCAGCUUUAAAUCUAUUGGGGCUUGUUCUUGAACGACUUAAUCAGCCUAAACGCGCAGCAGAGGCAUUUAGCGCAGCAAUAUUAGCAUUAGAGAAUUCAAGCGAAGAAAGUGAUGAUAUAUCGUUCUCAAAAAAGCUUGCUUACGCGCAUGGGAACCUCGGACGAGUUCUUUGUGCUAGUCAAAACUUCCAUGAUGCGAUAGCUGCUUACACUACCGCUCUCAAUCUUAUCGAUCAAGAAAGUGGAUUAACAGAAUUCAGAACCUAUUCUCGGCUUGGUCUUGGACUUUCCUAUUAUUUUGCAGACCAGUUGGAAAACUCUUUGGAAAUGUUCGAUGCGCUGCUGAGGGAGAGUGAUGAUCAGAGUGGAGUAAAUGGUAUAACGGAUAUGCAUAAAAAUGUUACAGUGUUAUUAGUUCAAGUACUUAUUGCAAGGGAUCCAAAUCAUUUACCAGCAUUAUUUGGUUUGUGCGCAAUUGGUAUACUCCAAGAAAAUGAAAUUUUAUCAACUGCAGCCUUGACGGAUUUGCGCAAGGUGUCACUUGAAACUGCCGGCAAACUGGACAAAGACCAAAACCUCGAGUUUUUGUUUAGUCGUUGCUCUUUGCUUCAGGGUUCUCCGCAAGAAGCAACAAGAUGGCUGUCAAAAGCCAUACAUCGUCAACCAGCUAAUGCGAUGGCAUGGGCUCGUUUAGCAACCCACCUUACUAGUAUAUCUUGCUCUAACCCAACUGUUUCCAUUGCCACGUCUGCUUUGUCGUUACUAAGCAGUACUCGAUCAUCUCUUUCUAAUACGUUUGAUAGCGCAAAGGCACAUCAGAAUCUUGCCGUAGCACUUCUGUUACAGAUUGGCGAGGAUGACAUUGAUCAGGAAACUAUGAGAAAGGCAAAAAAAAGUGCCCUCCGACAAGCACAGCGUGCUAUUGUUAUUGCUCCUUCGAACUUAACAGGAUGGUCUAUACUUGGAGCGGCUUGGAAAAUUUGUUCAAAGGAAUAA
Molecule: messenger RNA, 7026 nt
Organism: Paraglomus brasilianum
Lineage: Eukaryota; Fungi; Glomeromycota; Glomeromycetes; Paraglomerales; Paraglomeraceae
Source: the annotation of a GenBank genome assembly